Molecule: messenger RNA, 924 nt
Organism: Ornithorhynchus anatinus (platypus)
Lineage: Eukaryota; Metazoa; Chordata; Mammalia; Monotremata; Ornithorhynchidae
Product: olfactory receptor 14J1-like
Exons: 1
Coding region: 1-924 (307 amino acids)
Biological process (GO): G protein-coupled receptor signaling pathway
Cellular component (GO): membrane
Molecular function (GO): olfactory receptor activity; G protein-coupled receptor activity
Source: RefSeq, a predicted model, not a curated record
AUGGCCAAUGUCACCACGGUGAGGGAAUACCUCCUCCUGGGUUUCUCUGAGGUCCGGGAGCUGCAGCUGGUCCACCUCCUGGUCUACCUGGUGGCCCUGACGGGGAAUCUCCUCAUCUUUGUCGUCACUGCCUUCAACCGGCGUCUCCACACCCCCAUGUACUUCUUCCUCAGGCACCUGUCCGUCCUCGACCUCUGCCUCAUCUCCGUUACCGUCCCCAAGUCCAUUAGUAACGCCGUGAUAAACAGUAGAUCUAUUUCCUCGGCCAGAUGCGGUCUUCAGGUCCUCUUCUUUACCUUCUGCGCCUGUUCGGAGGUGGGCAUCCUCAUGGCAAUGUCCUACAACCGCUAUGUGGCCAUCUGCUGGCCCCCGUGCUAUGAUGUCAUCAUGGCUCCAGGGGCCUGUGGGAAGAUGGCCCUUGCCUCGUGGCUCAGCGGGCAACUCAUGGGGAUCCUUCAUGUCUCUAAUAUCUUCUCCCUGCCCUUCUGUGGCCCCGCGAUGAUCCACCAUUUCUUCUGCGAUGUCCCCCAGGUAUUAAAGCUCGUCUGCCCUGGAGACACAAUGGGAGUAGUGGGUGUUAUCUGCCUCAUCGUCACUGUGGCUUUUUUCUCUUUGAUUUUAAUAAUUUACUCUUAUGUCAGCAUCUUCUGGGCCUUGCUGAGGAUGCCAUCCACCGAGGGACGGCCCAAAGCCUUCUCCACCUGCCUGCCCCACCUCGUCGUCGUCACCUUGUUCCUCUCCUCUGGAGGGUUUGAAUACCUCAAUCCAGUUCCUGACUCCCCUUCUCUUCCGGACUUCCUUCUUCCAGUGUUCUAUGCCAUAGUACCCCCCUCCCUGAACCCUGUUAUUUAUAGCCUGAGGAACAGGGACAUAAAGUCUGCCCUGGGGGAAGCCUUCAGGGGGAAAGGAAUUUGCUUAGGAUGA